Molecule: messenger RNA, 1632 nt
Organism: Fomitopsis serialis
Lineage: Eukaryota; Fungi; Basidiomycota; Agaricomycetes; Polyporales; Fomitopsidaceae
Exons: 5
Coding region: 129-1559 (476 amino acids)
Source: RefSeq, a predicted model, not a curated record
UGGGCGUGUUUGUACGUUGGAAGCGGGUUUAGGAGGCCAUCGCAGCCUGAGCGCUGAGCUACUACUACCCACGUCUAUCGCCGGCGGUGGCCACGAGUCGAGACACCACACUGCCAAAAUGCUCUACGAUGUCUAGGCAUACGUGGUCUGGACGUGAAGUGUACGACGGACUCGGACUCGGACCGGCUAUACCGCCGAAUUCUCCCAGCAGGCAGAGCGCUGAGAAACGCAUCGCGGCAGUGGAAAGCACUGAUCAAGUUGUGUGGCCGCUACCUAGUCAAUUUCUUGACCAGGGACUCCACCGUGUCAGCGAAUCCCUCUGGAGCGUUUUGAGCUUGCAUGGUGCUUAUACAGUCCACGUGUACUUUACACGGGUCCGUGACCAGAGGCUGAGGUCUGGACGGGCCUCGAAGAUACUGCACCGUGCAGGUCUCUUCAGUGCCCCCACCAUCGCUCGAUCCGCCUGUCCAGCGCGACAUUGCAAGCUUGCCAUUGUUUCGUCAGCGGGUCUCGAACACAGCCUCAUGGAAUCCGCCUACGCUUCCGACACCCCGCACAUUCCUCUUGAGAUAUGCGAACACAUCAUCGACUGUGUCGCGAAGGGCCGCAAUCGCCCCUUCUCCCGGGACGAAGCGUUAUGCAUAGCGACUCUGUUGGCCUGUUGCCUAACAUGCAAAGCAUGGCUUCCGAGGAGCCGGUUUCAGCUCUAUUCCCAGCUCAGUCUUAACUCUCGAGGUCGUCUCGACCUUCUCGCGCGUACUUUUGUGAAUCCAGAUUCGCGCGCCAACUUCGAUCAGAGCCGAGUGUUGCGCUUGAAGGGACAGCCGGUCAAUCUGCGUAAGCUUCCUCGGAUGCUUCCCGGAGAGGAGGUUAUAAUACCGGACGAUAAACUUUGGUCACUUUGUGGGAGUUAUGGCCAUUCAAAUUACGUCCAGCGCGUGCCGAUUGCGCUAGGAAGACCGCUUGCGAGUUUGACGGAGCUGCAAAUGAUGCUCGUGUAUUGGUACAAGAAGGAUGCCACCAGCCGGUCCCUGUACACCUCCGCAGUUUCCUUUGGCGUCUUCAUCUCGGUCACGAAGAUCUCUCUCUGUGAAUGCAGGUUCGACCCCUUUGCAGAGUUCUUCCGCCUCCUUGCAUCGCUUCCGCGUCUCACGGAGGUUAUCGUCACCAAUGUGAGAUUGGUUGACGUUCGUAGAGCCAUACCGGAAGCGCCCAUGCCAGCCAACCUACCUUCCUUACGCGCGCCGAACAUAACAAAUUGCUCCAUCGACGUCUGUCACGCUCUAUGUGGCUGGCUCAAUCGCCGUGUACAUCCCCUGGAGCAGCUUCUCAUACAGUUUCUGGAAAAGGAUGGGUUUAUGAGUAGCCGGGGUUGUCCCAUGGCGCUUUUGAUGCAGAGAAGUGCAGCAAGAUUGGAACAUUUGCACGCGCCUAUGUGUUGGUGUCGGUACGACUAUAUAGACCAGGACCUGUCUUCGCUGAGAGUCCUGCGGCUCCAAAGUCUGUGGGCCGCGUGGGACCUGGUCCAUGACGGUUUGCCCGUGUUGGUUGGUUGGUAAUCCCGUUUAUGGUCAUUUGAGGGCGAAGCCCUAUGUAGACUCUAACUAUACACGUGUACUAUACUACUAAGCU